Molecule: messenger RNA, 4262 nt
Organism: Cheilinus undulatus (humphead wrasse)
Lineage: Eukaryota; Metazoa; Chordata; Actinopteri; Labriformes; Labridae
Gene: nrxn2b
Product: neurexin 2b
Exons: 17
Coding region: 960-4262 (1100 amino acids)
Source: RefSeq, a predicted model, not a curated record
CGGUAAAAAUGACAAAGAAUAUGAAGAACAAACUAAUAACGACGAAGAUAGACAACGAAGAAGAAUAAAGAGAAGAGUUUUAAAAGUUUUAACCGACUUAUUUUAUUCUACAGGUGAACGACAUGCUUGUGCAGCUGUCAGUGGAGUAAAGUUACCGUUAGUAACAGUUAUCAACGGUUGAGUGCUAGCUUAAUUAUGUGGACAUGACGCAGUUAAAAAUCAUGGCGUUUUACAACAGAGCAGGGGAAUAUGAGUGAGCAGCAAGUCAGCCUGGUCCCUCUUUGCCACCUUAAAGAUGGGAUCCAUACCAGCGUAAAGCUUCCUGGCCUGUCAGGAGAAGGAUGGGUUUAUGCUGAAGCCAUGAAUGUACUGUGUGCUCCAGCAGACACCAGCAAGCUCUGAUAUCCGACAACUCCCUCACUCUUUGCUCUGUUUCUUCUGCAAGCAACUCCUAUUAAAGAAAGAUCACAAUAGGAUAACUCUUCCCCCCCAAGCUUCUGGCAGCGGCUCAGAUUUCCUGGAAAUUGCUCUGAGAUCUGGAUUUCUACAGACAGAGAUUCUAUUUCCAGUCCAGGAUACACCAAGAGGCUUUUGAAGAAACGGCUGUGUUGAAAUUAUCAUAUUCCCCUCUCUUUUACUCUCCCGCUAUUCCUCAUUCCUUGCCUUCAAGUCCCAGAGGCACCAACUGAUGGAGAGACGAAGGAGAGAGUCAGGAUAAGGACAAGAAUUAGAGCAUCAGAGAGAAGAGAACAAAACUGCUGAAUCGUCAGGAAAAUUGGAGAAGAGGUCUUGUGAGGAUUAUUUUACCCAGAGAGCUAUACAUUCCUAUUCCAAGUUAAAUCUAGUAAUAGUUGUUUACUUUAGAAAACUGUUAGCCACACUGAAGCUGGUGUUUACCUCUGUGGUUCAGUAGACCUAUAAGGUAUCAUAAAAGAAGGGGCAACUUGGGAACUUUGAGUAUGACAAGGGGGUUAAGAUUCCCGUGUUGGCCCUUGUGGCCCCUGCUCCUCCUCAGCCUGCUUACCACAGUGAGGAUGCUGGAAUUUGGUGGGGCGCCCGGCCAGUGGGCACGCUACGGUCGCUGGGAAGCAGGAUCAGUGGGCGAAUUGAGCUUCAGCCUCAAAACCAACAUCAGCAAAGCCUUGGUUCUCUACCUGGAUGAUGGCGGCAACUGUGACUUCCUGGAGCUUCUGAUCGCUGACGGGCGCCUCCAGCUGCGUUUUGCAAUCCAUUGUGCCGAGCCAGCCACUUUGCACAUGGAGACACGGGUGAAUGAUGACCGCUGGCACAUGGUCUUGCUAACACGUAACUUCCGUGAGACUCUCCUGAUGGUGGACGGCGAGACGAAAGUGGCCGAGGUGAAGUCAAAGAGGAAGGAGAUGGCAGUGGUCAGUGACCUGUUUGUGGGCGGGAUCCCACCUGAUGUUCGCCUCUCUGCUCUGACCUCGAGCACGGUGAAGUAUGAGCCACCUUUCCUGGGUUUGAUCUCCAAUCUGAAGGUGGGGGAGAUACCGCCUACUUUGCUGAAUAGCCAAGGCAUCCAAAAUGAUCUGGAGUACCUCUGCACCAAACAAAACCCAUGCUUCAAUGGAGGGUUUUGCUCUAUUCAGUAUGGAGAAGUUCAUUGUGACUGCACACACACCCGCUACAGGGGGAAGUACUGCAAGGAAGCUGAAGAGUAUGCUGUUGAAGGUCUGGCGCACCUGACGUUAAACGACCAAGGUGACUCAUCUCAAGUCGGUAAGGAAGAGUCAGUCGCCACCUUCAAAGGCAAUGAGUUCUUCUGCUACGACCUCUCCCUGACCCCCAUCCAGAGCAGCACGGACGAGAUCACGCUCUCCUUCCGCACGCUGCAACGCAACGGCCUCAUGCUGCACACCGGCAAGUCGGCGGACUACGUCAACCUCUCCCUAAAGAGCGGCGCCGUUUGGCUUGUCAUCAACCUGGGCUCGGGGGCGUUUGAGGCCCUCGUGGAGCCCGUCAACGGCAAGUUCAACGACAACGCCUGGCAUGACGUGCGCGUCACCCGCAACCUGCGCCAGCACGCAGGCAUUGGACACGCUAUGGUGACCAUUUCAGUGGAUGGUAUAUUGACCACCACUGGCUACACCCAGGAGGAUUACACCAUGCUGGGCUCCGACGACUUCUUCUACAUCGGCGGGAGCCCCAACACAGCAGACCUGCCCGGAUCUCCAGUCAGCAACAACUUCAUGGGCUGCCUGAAAGAUGUGGUGUACAAGAACAACGAUUUCAAGCUGGAGCUGUCUCGCCUGGCCAUCGAGCGCGACCCUAAGAUCACCCUGAGCGGCGACUUGGUGUUCCGCUGUGAGGACGUAGCUGCCCUGGACCCGGUCACCUUCGAGACUCCCGAGUCCUACAUUUCCCUACCAAAGUGGAACACCAAGAAGACCGGAUCCAUCUCCUUUGACUUCCGCACAACAGAGCCCAGCGGCCUCCUGCUGUUCAGCCAUGGGCGCCCUCAGGGGCCCAAAGAGCAGAAGCCUGGCAGAGAGCUGAAGACUGAUUACUUUGCCAUGGAGCUUCUGGAUGGGUAUUUGUACCUGCUGAUUGAUAUGGGCUCUGGGAAAACAAAGCUGAAGGCCAGCAACAAGAAGGUCAAUGAUGGGGAAUGGUGCCAUGUGGAUUUCCAGAGAGAAGGAAGGAAAGGGUCCAUCUCAGUGAACAGCCGCAGCAUGCCUUUCAGCUCCCCAGAGGGCAGUGAAAUCCUGGACCUGGACAGCGACAUGUACCUUGGUGGGCUGCCGGAGUCCAAGUCAGACCUCAUCCUGCCACCGGAGGUGUGGACGGCGCUGCUGAACUACGGCUACGUGGGCUGCGUACGAGACCUCUUCAUCGAUGGCAAGAGCCGCGAUGUCCGCCGACUAGCUGAGAUCCAGAGCGCGUUUGGUGUCAGCAGUUUCUGCACCCGAGAGCUGCAGAAGCGCUGCAGCAGCACUCCAUGUGGCAACGGAGGCCUGUGUAAGGAGGGCUGGAACCGCUACAUAUGUGACUGCACCGGCACCGGAUUCCUGGGUACCAACUGUGAGAUAGAGGCGACGGUGCUGAGUUAUGAUGGCAGCAUGUACCUGAAGAUCAUCAUGCCGGUCACCAUGCACACGGAGGCGGAGGACGUGGCGCUGCGCUUCAUGUCCCAGCGAGCGUACGGUCUGCUCAUGGCUACCACCUCCAAGGAGUCAGCGGACACCCUGCGACUGGAGCUGGACGGAGGCCGCAUCAAGCUCACUGUGAACCUUGGUAAAGGACCGGAGACGCUGUUCGCAGGGCAGAAGCUGAACGACAACGAGUGGCACACGGUGAAGGUGGUGCGGCGAGGCAAGCAGCUGCAGCUGUCCGUGGAUAACGUCACCGUGGAGGGCCAAAUGACUGGUGCCCACACACGUCUUGAGUUCCACAACAUCGAGACGGGAAUCAUGACUGAACGCCGCUUCAUAUCGGUGGUACCCUCCAACUUCAUCGGCCAUCUCCAGGGCCUGACUUUCAAUGGCUUACCCUAUCUAGACCAGUGCAAGAACGGAGACAUCUCCUACUGUGAACUGAACGCCCGCUUUGGCAUGCGCCACAUCAUCGCAGAUCCGGUGACGUUUCGAACGAAAGGCAGCUACUUAGCUUUAGCAACGUUACAAGCUUACGCCUCCAUGCACCUCUUCUUUCAGUUCAAAACCACCACGCCGGACGGCCUGAUACUCUUCAACUCUGGAGACGGGAGCGACUUCAUCGUAGUGGAGCUGGUGAAAGGUUACAUCCACUACGUCUUUGACCUCGGAAACGGGCCGUCACUGAUGAAGGGCAACUCAGACAAGCCGCUCAAUGACAAUCAGUGGCACAAUGUGGUGGUGUCCCGGGACGCCAACAAUGUACACACCCUCAAGAUCGACUCACGCACCGUGACGCAGCACUCCAAUGGAGCCAGAAACCUGGACCUCAAAGGAGAGCUGUACAUCGGUGGCGUGAUAAAGAACAUGUACAGCAAUCUGCCCAAGCUGAUUGCGUCCCGGGACGGGUACCAGGGCUGUCUGGCCUCCGUGGACCUGAAUGGGAGACUCCCCGACCUGAUCGCGGAUGCCCUCCACAGGGUGGGCCAGGUGGAACGAGGCUGCGACGGACCCAGUACCACCUGUACGGAGGAGUCCUGCUACCAUCAGGGGGUGUGUCUCCAGCAGUGGGAGGGCUUCACCUGCGACUGCACCAUGACGUCCUAUGGAGGAUCAUUCUGCAAUGACCCUCUGGAGUUCAGGAAGUGA